AUGGCGAGCUAUAGUGAGCAAUCAAGCACGGAAAUCGAGGAUUUCCUCCAAUCGAUCCCAGAGGUUAACGACUUUCUAUCUGGUGAAAGGAGUCGCAAGCCACAUCGCGCCGACAUAUUUCAAGCAAUUCAGAGACGUAUCAAACAGCUUUUGUCUGUUACUACACUCGGGGAAGAUCACUGGACCACUGAAUUAGCAGAGUUAGAUCUCGACAAAAAUUCUACUAGCGAUGAAGCCAACUCGAUAACUAGCAUUCUCACGAGCUAUGUCCUGAAUCGCCCUUGGGUUUUCCAGCCUUGGCUGGUCCAACGGAAAUUGGAGAACCGCAAUGACCGUUUUUCUGAUGCGUCCCAUGUGCCGAUGUCUCCUCUCCCUGAGUCUCAUACGGGUCAUGGAUCUAUACUGGCAUUCGAAGAUCUCGCCGAAAUGGUGACGCAUGAUGUGGCUAAAACGGACCAUAUUGGCAACGAAGUUAUAGUGGUUAAUAAAGUGGAAAGAGUUAGCAACAAACCCGAGAUACUAGGACAAUCAGAUGCUGCUCUAGGCCUAGCAGGGUUCUCUCCUUGGAUUGAGAAGGCUACGGCAGAGGAUGGAAAUACAGAUCCCGAACCACGAUUGAUUACUGACAUAGAAGACGAUUACAUCAAUCAAUACCGCAAACAUGUCCAGCUCGCUGGGACACCAUCCAGGCAAUGUGCAAGAAUCUCGUUCUCUCAAAGGGAUCCAAGGCGUUCCGAGGCUUCCUCAACAAUUGCUACUAAGAUUCUUGUCGACCAUGGCUUCAUGAAUUUUGAGUCACAAGUCACGACGCUUGAGGACGUUGUGGGUCCUCUUGAUCAGCUAUUGUUUAUCCACCAUGUCUCGUCCAAAUCUGAGAGCCAGACGGAUGGCGACGAAGAUUAUGCCGAGAUCGUUUCAAUACAAAUGAAGGAAAUUGAUGAAUUUAUCGAUGCCUAUUGGAAGUGCAGGAAUCUAUUCGAAGAAAGCGCUGAAUCCUCGGAAGAUGAAAGUCAUGGUUUUCGGUUUGCGAGCAUCGGACUUUUUGCUACUCAUCUUUUGAGCUUUGUACAUCCGGCAUUCUUGAUUUUCACGGCAGGGAGUUUUUUCUACAAAUUCCUGCGUCGUUUCGGUUUUAAUCGACCGUCAGAUGUCCUCAUUCAUCAGAAAUUGACACCAUUGAUGAAGUCCAUGGAGCCCCUACUUAAAGCACUCAGAGUUGGUCAAUUCAAUGGAGACAGGAACUCGAACUCGGCUCAGUCCGAAGUUUUGCACCUCACUGCUUUGGUGGUGCAAGCUCUCAACUUAAUCCUUCAAUCAUACUUACGAGGCUCGGAGACGCCAUUUCGUUUUGAAUUCUUGACGGCUCCUAUUUUUGAUUUCGUCCUUGAAGGUGCCAAUCCCAGCCCGGAAGCUCCUAAAAUCUAUGCAGGCUCGCACAGACUCUCUUGCUUGGGCGACAUGCUUCGUAAGGAGGUUCUAGUCUUCGGACUACAGAAUCCACUUUUACAGAAACGACUAAAUGUUAUUGCAACACCAGCGCAAGUGGCUGCUAUGUGGGGUCCAGCAGAGUUUGUCAUUAGAAGGACUGAUUGCCUCCUUUUAUUUGACGAAGGAGAACAGGACGUGGUUGAUAGCCAGAUGGAUAUACCUACACCUGGAAAAAUGACUAUAUCUGGCAUUAAAAUUCAUAACGGGAUGAUUUUACCAAGUGACGAAACGGAUGAUGCGAUACCGAAAUGGCACUGGACGUUGGUAAACCAGGCUGAAUACAGCAUGCGUCUCAUCUGCGAAACCAAUAUCCGCGUUGAUCUUCAUACUCGGAUCAGGAUCGGAGACACAAAUGGCCUCCACUUGACGCCAAUUGGGCCAGCUUAUUGGAAUCAGAGCUGCCGUCGAAGUAUGAGUUUUGAAGAACUACAAUCGAACUUUCAGAUACCUGGAGCAAGUGAUCCCUGCAUUGAGAUGAAAAACUUCACAGUAGGGCUGCAAUCCGGUGAAUAUAUGAAUUUUAUCGCCCAAGCAACGUUUGAAAAGGUACCAGGGAGAACUGCUAAAGAGGUAUUACUGACUUCAAAAGGGUUAUUCGAAUUCCAGAUAAGUGAAUUUGAUGAAAUGUGGGGGUUGUUCGUCAGCCUCUGCACAGGAGUGAUGACUCGUGUCAGACUUCGCGACCUAGUCGCGUUUGUAUGCCUUCAUGUACCUGGGCAAAUUCCCAAAUUGCCUGGUAAUUCUUACGAGGCGUCUUUGGACGCUUUUGUGCAGGCCUUGAGCGGAGAAGAACAUCUCACUGUCUGGCUCGCAUCUCUGGUUCUGGAGUCCGAACAGAGAGACCUCAGUACAAGACAAUCGUUGGAAUGGUUACAGGAACGCAUCCUGUCUCUAUUUCGAAACGUUUUGGCCAUGCUCAAAGACACAGGAAUAUCAAAAAAUGGAGACCUCCACCUUGCGUUUCUCAAUGAACAACGCAAGAACCGUAUGCUGGUCCUGUCUGCCCGGGACCACCCAUGGACCAAAAUUUUAAGUGACUCGUCUAUAACAGCGACUUUCGCUUGCGUGUCUCCGUAUUGUUUUGAAACUAUAGGCCACACAUGUCAGGAGGGUCAAUGGAAGCUGCCAGACAAAUUUCGAUUGUCUACAAAGUUGAACACGUUCACUCGUCAUCUUCGCGGGACAGAUGGCCCUGGGGAAACCCUUCAGAUCGGAAAAAGAUACUGCAUUAAUGCCCCUCACUUGGAUAUGGUGGCAAAAGUGGACAGGCUCGUGGAUGUUGUCGGACAACAUUCAUUUUAUUCCAUCACAGCUAAAAAACGCCGCGUGCCCCUAUUUGUUAGUCAGCAUAUUCGGAGGAGGGCGGAUUUGAGAGAAGAAGAUUCAGCAAGUGCUUUUAAAUGUAUUAUUAGCGGCUAUGGCAACUAA
This is a messenger RNA of Aspergillus lentulus, 2916 nucleotides long. RefSeq lists its product as uncharacterized. The record is from RefSeq and is a predicted model, not a curated record. Lineage: Eukaryota; Fungi; Ascomycota; Eurotiomycetes; Eurotiales; Aspergillaceae.